Molecule: messenger RNA, 2691 nt
Organism: Lachancea lanzarotensis
Lineage: Eukaryota; Fungi; Ascomycota; Saccharomycetes; Saccharomycetales; Saccharomycetaceae
Gene: SEC5
Product: LALA0S03e01904g1_1
Exons: 1
Coding region: 1-2691 (896 amino acids)
Biological process (GO): Golgi to plasma membrane transport; exocytosis
Cellular component (GO): exocyst
Source: RefSeq, a predicted model, not a curated record
AUGGUGAAUCAAGCUUUUACUGUUUCAGAUCAGGAUCUCUGUGAUGUAUACCAGCUCAAGGAUCUUGACCCACAAACGUCGUGGUUGGAGGAUUCCAGUGUCGUUUACACGCUGCAAGAGCCACAGGCUCUGGAGUCUGUGGACGUAUCAUACGCUGUAUUGAAUGAGCUCCUUCGGCAGGAGCACGAGCAUAGUGCAGGCCGAAAUAGCGCUAUCGAAACAGCAGACCUUGAGGACCCUUUGAACCCACAAUUGAGAUUAGAGGAUCUACUAACGAGCUCCCGAAUUCCUCCAGAAGAGCGCUACCGCUACUACAUCAACUCUAAAAAAUUCAAUUCGAAACUCUACCUUAGAGGAUUGCACGCCCAAGACAGUUUCAAUGAUCUGAGCUCUUCGUUAGAUCUUUUGGAUCGCUCACUACAGUCACAAAGCAACGAUCUCAAGGCAUUAGUCCAGAACAAUUUUUCGAAGUACGUCAGAUCCAAAAACAACCUAGACAGGAUUUACGAACAGUUUCAACGGUUCUCAUUGGAAGAUAACAAGGAGCUAGGAACGGGAAAAUUGGGAGUUGCUGUCGAUGAUACGGUUCAGGAAGUGGCAUUAAAGGUCAAACCGAUCCUCGAUACCAGUUCCAAGUUGCACAAUAUUCAAGCUACCAUAGCAUUUGUCCAAGAAAAUAAAAAACUCUUUGACAUACCGAAACAACUCAAACAAAGCCUGUUGGAUCAAAAUGCCCCUCAAUUAAUGGCUUACUAUCAAGAGGCACGUACAAUCUACCGCGACCUUUCGGCUGCCGGUCAUGGAUCACCCGUUCUAUUAAAAGUGUGGGAGCAAAUAGAAUUCACGAUGAGUAGUUACCGCAAUGUAAUGUGGGAAUCACUAAUGAAUCUACAAUAUGGCGAAGCCCAUGACAGACUACUGCCAAUUAUAUCGAGACUACUUGAUUUAGACUCUGACGAAAGUCCGAUUCUUCAAUGGAUCAAUAAGAAACUCACCAUUUUUGAGUCAAACCUGAAGGAUCUAAUAUCCAAGAUGUUUGCUGCCAUUGUUGCCGCACAACAGAAGGUCACCAAGACUGCUUCAGACGACAGUGAAGAUCUAAGCUACUAUCAUUCAAUCGAGCAUUUCAUUGAUCCGGCUCUGGCCGAGGUCGCUCAAUUGCCCCCAGCAGCAAAGUUGGCCCAGACAAAUAUGACACUAUGCGAUUCUGUCGUUAUCAUCGAGAUGUGGCUUGUAAUCAAAAAAUAUACCACUCUUUUGAGCUCUGAGUCUGACCUUUUUGUCGAAUUCUGGGAACAUGUCGAGAAAUUCCUGGAUGGAACAUAUCGCACGUCUUUGCUUAAUGACAAGAAGAAGGAUGACAUUUUAGGCACAUACUUCGAAAGCCAAGGAGGUUACAAGAGCUUUCUGAUGUUUAAGGAAAGCGAUGUGCAAGAUAUUAGAAGAAGGGGUGAAGAAUACGUUAACAUAUUAUGCAAUGGACUUGGGAGACUCUUCAAUUCAUCACAGGCCUCACUUCUAGGUGAAGUUGAAAACGAGAAGGAGACAGGAGAACCCAGCGAUUAUGGUUUUGUCCCCCCGAAAGCUAAUUGUCUGGGUUGUCUGAGGUACCUGCCCCAAAUUGUUGACCCAAUUUUCAAAUUUACUACAGAGAUUGCACAGUUGAGCGUAUCUUCAAACUCUAUUGACACUUUGAGAAAAACAGAUUCUCUCAUUCUCAACAAGGCCGUUGCUGCUAUAUCAGCCACAAGAUUCAAAGACCUUUCCGCUUUCCACACAUUUGAAGAAGAGCCCAUGUACCGAACCCUCGGUGCUCAGGAUUAUGGAAUAACCCGCUUUCCUGAGGUGAUCUAUAUGUUCCAGGUAUUGAGCAUUUCCACGAUUAGAAACGUUCUUUUCUCCUACGAGAAGCUACCAGUACUCAACGGAAUAUAUGUCGUUUCCCAUCCGUCACGUCAGUUAUUGUCGGGAAUAGAAGUGCAACAAAUAGUGUCAAUGGAAGCGGUGCUAGAAUCUGUACUCAAAGACGCUGCCAAGGAGAAAGAGAACCCCAGGACAUCGAAAACUAUUCUGACUUUGACAAACUUGCAGUACAUGCGAGAACAAAUUUUCCCGCAGAUUCUUCAAUACUUUGAUGAAAGCUUCGAAACACAGCUGGGCAAGAAAAACCUUGAAAUAUUCACAUUAUUGUCAAAAAUGGAGUCGUCAAUUUUUGGAAACUAUCUGUCGGACUUAAAGGUAAGCAUUCGAGAUAUUUUGGAAAAGCGCUUUUAUGAAAUUAAUUGGGCAACUUACAGCUCUAACUCAUUCCGCGUAAGUGACUACAUGAUCGAGGCUCUGAUGGACUUAGUAAGUGUACACAGCGAGUGCUUCCGCAUAGGACCCCAAUUGAUCGGUCGUAUACUUAAGGAGUCUCAAGUUUUCAUCUCCAAAUAUCUCUUUGAGGCUUUGAAACGAUACAUAGGGAAUCUCUCGUCAGAUGCUCUUUUGCAAAUCGUGAUUGAUGUCCAGUUUCUUUUGAGAAUGCUGGGCACACUCCUUGAGAAAGAAACCGAGGUAACAUUGCUUGCCUGUCUUCACAAUUGCUUCCAGAAUGAUAACAGCAGGCUGCAAAGGUGCAUUGAUGAGACUGAGCCAAUUGUCUCGGCUAAUCUGAAGAAGACCAGUGCGCAAUUUGCUUCUUUCAAGUGA